Diceros bicornis minor is the source of this 1251-nucleotide messenger RNA. RefSeq names its product defective in cullin neddylation 1 domain containing 5 (gene DCUN1D5). The record is from RefSeq and is a predicted model, not a curated record. The transcript has 8 exons. Gene Ontology annotation, cellular component: ubiquitin ligase complex. Gene Ontology annotation, molecular function: ubiquitin conjugating enzyme binding; ubiquitin-like protein binding; cullin family protein binding. Gene Ontology annotation, biological process: protein neddylation; positive regulation of ubiquitin-protein transferase activity. Lineage: Eukaryota; Metazoa; Chordata; Mammalia; Perissodactyla; Rhinocerotidae. The coding region runs from base 255 to 968 and encodes 237 amino acids.
GCGUUCUCUCUUCCCGGUGUGACCAAGCUGCAGUGUCCACCGGCGAGGAGUACCCGCUGCCCCGAGCCGAGGAGGACGAGGAGGAGAUCUGGGAGCGAGCGGCGGCCGGCCUGGGCCGCUCUGGUGGGGGCUGGCGACUCUGCUCCUUCACUUGCUGCUGUCUCUGGGAACCGGGUGUCAGCACUGAGGAGUCUUCAGCGGACAGCGAUCCCCUUCCCCGGCUCCCCUGCCCACCCUGCCGGGGAGGGCGGAAGAUGCCAGUGAAGAAGAAGAGAAAAUCCUCUGGGGUGGCAGCGGCAGUAGCGGAAGACGGAGGCCUGAAAAAGUGUAAAAUCUCCAGCUAUUGCAGAUCCCAACCCCCUGCUAGACUAAUAAGUGGAGAGGAACAUUUUUCAAGCAAGAAGUGCCUGGCUUGGUUUUAUGAGUAUGCAGGUCCUGAUGAAGUUGUAGGGCCAGAAGGAAUGGAAAAAUUUUGUGAAGACAUUGGUGUUGAACCUGAAAAUAUUAUUAUGUUAGUUUUAGCGUGGAAAUUGGAGGCUGAAAGCAUGGGAUUUUUUACCAAGGAAGAAUGGUUAAAGGGGAUGACUUCAUUACAGUGUGACUGCACAGAAAAGUUACAGAACAAAUUUGACUUUUUGCGCUCACAGUUGAAUGAUAUUUCUUCAUUUAAGAAUAUCUACAGAUAUGCCUUUGAUUUUGCAAGGGAUAAAGAUCAGAGAAGCCUUGAUAUUGAUACUGCUAAAUCUAUGUUAGCUCUUCUGCUUGGGAGGACAUGGCCACUGUUUUCAGUAUUUUACCAGUACUUGGAGCAAUCAAAGUAUCGUGUUAUGAACAAAGAUCAGUGGUACAACGUAUUAGAAUUCAGCAGAACAGUCCAUGCCGAUCUUAGUAACUAUGAUGAAGAUGGUGCUUGGCCUGUUCUUCUUGAUGAAUUUGUUGAGUGGCAAAAAAUCCGUCAAACAUCAUAGCAAGAACUAUUGUGAAGAAAAUGCAAACCUUUUGAUUCCCACGUGUGUAGAAGCUAAUGAGAUAAGGGGAAAAAGUCCAAAGGGUGCAUUUUCAUUCAUAUGAAAGACUUCUCAUAGUACUUUUUUUUCCUUGUUUUUAAAGGAAGUUUUCUCGUUACAUGUGAUAGGCAUUGAGCCACACCUCUCUGAGACUGAAUAUUGAAGUUUUUGUUUUGAGUUAUGUUUAUAACAUUUAUUUCAGAACAAUAAAGAUUCAGAUUUGUGACAAAGGCCUUAAAGUGAA